AUGUUACCGGUUACCGCCAAACGAGAAAUUGUGUCGUGGGCAGUUCCAGCGGUUCUUGGUGGAAUUACCAACCGAUUCCUCGGACGAGACAUUUCCCUCGCCGACCAAAUGGAAAAGGGAGAAGUUCACAUGCCUAAUCGAAAACCAGCCAAAGCCCAUCAAUUCAGGUUUAAGAGACCUCCCCAGAAUUACCCAGAGCAUGUGCCACUUUAUGCAUUUGAAAAAGUUGCACUUUUUCUUGGUUCUUCAGUAGGCGCUUUUUUGCAUCCGGAGAGAAACGAGUUCAUUGUUGCUCUUGGAGAGUCAACGGCAUUUGACUUUGUUCUCAAAAAUUUAAGAUCGCAAAUGUUGUCAGACCCAACAGGGCGAGAAAUACUGAGAGAAAGGCCUAGGAUGACAUCGGAGUCGCUCGAUUUAGCCUACUUGAGAAGUCUGCCAGAAUCAACUCUGGGCAGAAACUACGUUAUGUGGCUAGAUCGCGAACACGUUUCCCCGGAUACCCGCGAACAAGUGAGAUACAUUGAUGAUGAGGAAUUGAGCUACGUGUAUCAGAGGUAUCGGGAAUGCCACGAUUUUUACCAUACUAUAACGGGAUUGCCAGUGUUCCGCGAGGGAGAGAUCGCUCUCAAGCUGUUUGAGUUCAUGAAUCUACAAAUCCCCAUGACGGGACUUGGUGCAAUGUUUGCCCCAAUUCCGAUUAAAUCUUCGCAGAGAGAUAGACUGUUCAGUAUUUAUUACCCUUGGGCGCUGAAGAACGGUUCUCAGUCGAAACCGCUGAUCAACGUCUACUGGGAGAAAUUAUUGGAGAAGGAUAUUGACGAGUUGAAGGCAGAGUUGAACAUCGAGAGGCCACCGGAUAUGAGGGAGUUGAGGCGGCUGCAGAGACAGAAAAAGUGA
This is a messenger RNA of Kuraishia capsulata CBS 1993, 897 nucleotides long. RefSeq lists its product as uncharacterized. The transcript has a single exon. NCBI's taxonomy places the organism in Eukaryota, Fungi, Ascomycota, Pichiomycetes, Pichiales, Pichiaceae. Gene Ontology annotation, cellular component: mitochondrial inner membrane; mitochondrion. The coding region runs from base 1 to 897 and encodes 298 amino acids. Gene Ontology annotation, biological process: ubiquinone biosynthetic process. The record is from RefSeq and is a predicted model, not a curated record.